AUUCAUUUUCCACAAUCCUUUGUGACAGCUCACGAUGGCGGCCUCCAUGAGUGAUUCAGAGAGCAGCGGCAGUAGCGAUGCGGAGGAGCUGGCGCGGUGCCGCGAAGCGGCUAUGCCGGCCUGGGGCUUGGAGCAGCCUCCGCGAGUAGUGGAGAAACCAAGAGCUGAUGCUGCAAAUAACCAGUUGCCAGCCACCCAGCGGAGCCUCAGGCAUAAAGUGAAUGAGCACGAACAAGAUGGCAACGAGCUGCAAACCACGCCCGAGUUCCGAGCACACGUAGCCAAGAAGCUGGGUGCGCUGCUGGACAGCUGCAUCACCAUCUCAGAAGUAGUGAAGGAACCGAGAAAAGCCAAGGUACAGGAAGUGGCCUCAGGGGACAGUGGCUUCCGCCUCUUCUUCACGUCCAUCCCCAGAGACCCCGACCAGGAAGCUGCUCCCCAGCCCCGCCGAAAGCGACAACCCUCCAGCUCCAGCAGCGAAGACAGCGCUGAGGAGCGGCAGCGGUGCCAGGAGGCGGCUGUGUCAGCCAACGACAUUCUGCAGGAGUCAGCCCUCCAUAGUCCUGUCCAGGGGGAGAAGGAGGCCAAGAAGAAGAAAAAGAAACUGAAAAAGAAAGCCAAGAAGGUAGACAGCAUCACCACCUCACCCAGUAGAGCAGCAGUCCAGGAACAAGAAAAGGAAUCAGGUUCAGUCAGCAGAGACCAGCAAUCACCUGGGACCAAAAAGAAGAGGAAGAAGAAAGUGAAGAAGGCCAGCGGGGCUUCCUUAUGCCCACUGACAAAGAGCGUAGCCGCUGUGCCUACAAACUGACCCUGGGUGCCAUGCGCCCUCGCUCCAAGGACGAGGCUGCCAAGAGGGACAAGCCGUUUCCAUACCUAUCUCUCCAGGUUCCAGCCUUGGCUGGCAAGUCCAGACUCUGUCCCUCUGUAUACCUGCUGAGGACUGGACAGACCUGUAGUUCUAGAACAUUCUGUGGCCUCAGCUAUUCAAGACAAAUGGUCAGGCAGUGAUGCCCCACCUCCCCCAGGCUGUCCAUGGUGGACAAGUAAAGGGAGAUCUUUCACUGUACGUGGUGGCACAUCUUCUGAUCCCAGCACUCAGGAGGCUGAGGCAGAAGGAUCACUGUGAAUUCAAGUCCAGCCUGGACUAUAUAGUGAGACCUUGUCUCUAAACAUACAGGAAGCGGGAGGACCUUUCUCCCUCUCCAGCUGAUUGUGAGACAGAUCUUUAGGAAAUGAGGGAAGGGGUCCCCAAGACGUCAAGGCCCAGACAAACAUAUUUCUGCCCCAACUCACAUAGAAUUGACAGAACAUUUCAGGAAAAGGAAGAGAGGAUUUUUUUUCCCUUCUGUUUUCUAGAAUUCCCUUUCUCUGCAUUGUGAUUUUAUGGGUGCAACAAUGUCCCUGCACCAACUGGCCCGUGAGAAAUGAGUGGUCAAGGGCCCAGAAUUUGGGUGCUGAAGCACUUAUGGAUUAUGGGAUCCACGGCAGGUGCCCCAGGUGAAGGUGGAGUUCUGGCUUCCUCACCUUGCCUCAGUCUCAGAAAAACAAGGGAAGCCAGGCAUGGUGGUGCACACCAUGGGAGGCUGAGGCAAGAGGAUCACAAGUUCAAGCCCAGCCUGGGCCACUUAGUGACUUGGCAAGACCUUGUCUCAAAAUUUUAAAGAUCUGCAAAAGGACUGGGGAUUUGGUUCAGUGCAAAGGUCCUGGGUUCAAUCCCUAGCACUAUAAAAACAAAACAAAAAACAUUGUGUGAGAGUCUGCCCUGGAGUCAUCCCUGCUCAGACCCUUGGCUCACCCCCAGCUGGGUGACUCACAGACAAACAGGAAGCUUUUGUACAUAUCUCUUCGAUUUUACUAAAAGUUAAAUAAAUGUCCAGCUUCACCCAUAA
Molecule: messenger RNA, 1892 nt
Organism: Cavia porcellus (domestic guinea pig)
Lineage: Eukaryota; Metazoa; Chordata; Mammalia; Rodentia; Caviidae
Gene: CUNH12orf43
Product: chromosome unknown C12orf43 homolog
Exons: 6
Coding region: 35-811 (258 amino acids)
Biological process (GO): Wnt signaling pathway; negative regulation of Wnt signaling pathway; Spemann organizer formation
Source: RefSeq, a predicted model, not a curated record